Messenger RNA from Python bivittatus (Burmese python), 3389 nucleotides. RefSeq lists its product as uncharacterized. Gene Ontology annotation, molecular function: DNA-binding transcription factor activity, RNA polymerase II-specific; RNA polymerase II cis-regulatory region sequence-specific DNA binding. Gene Ontology annotation, biological process: regulation of transcription by RNA polymerase II. The record is from RefSeq and is a predicted model, not a curated record. Lineage: Eukaryota; Metazoa; Chordata; Lepidosauria; Squamata; Pythonidae.
AACUUAGUUGCUCGAGCAAGGCCAUGCCCGGGUCCCGUUCUCCCCAAACUUUAGCGGCUUUACUCCCAGGAUUCAAGCCUAAUUCAUGAGACUGUGUGCCAUGUGCUCCUCUUGGAUGCAGGCAAGUUACUUCUGAUCCCUUUGGGAAAGGAGCAUGUAUUCCACAAACUCUGCCUGGAGUAGUUGAUUUCGUGUCUGGCAUUUUUGGAUGUGAUGUAGGUAGCUCUAGGAAGUUUUGGACCUCUUGGGCAGCAGAGACAACAUCUUCACAAUAUAGUAAUUGGAGGCUUGAGUUAUAAAACCUAACACCCAAGUUGUAAAAGAGUGUAAAGACGAAGGGCUACAGCGGAGCCAAAACAGAAGAUGGUGAGCUUUGAGGAUGUGGCCGUGCAUUUCACAGAAGCAGAAUGGGCUUUGUUGGGCCCAAAAGCAAGGGAGGUGUACAAGGACGUCAUGUUGAAGACCUAUGAGAAUAUGGCCUCCAUGGGACUUUCUUUUUCAAAGCCAGAUCUAAUCUCCUGUUUAGAACAAGGGGAAAUCCUGUGGGAAUCUGAUCAGCAGAGAGAGAUCCCUUCUGGACCCUGCUCAGGACCUGAGCAAGGGAGUGAGAAUGAAGAGAUGUCCAUUCAGGCAUUGGAGAAACAGAAGGCAAUGAGGUUGCAGACUCCUUUGACUUGCAAGGAAAAUGGGGAGAGCACAGAGAUUAGGCCAGGAGCCAGGAGGCAGCAAAGAAAACAUCUUAGGAAGCAAAAGGCCAAAGCCAUUCCUAGCAAGAAAAGUCGAGUCCAGAGGAACUGUCUCAGGAAUAAGAGUCCAAAGAACAGCUCGGCUUCCAAAGUGCCUAACAGAAGGAGAUCAGAAAAAUGUUCAAUCUGUGGCAAAACCUUCUGCAAUAACACUUACCUGGUCAUUCAUAAGCGCUGCCAUACAGGAGAGAAGCCUUAUAGAUGCUCCGAGUGUGGGAAGAGUUUCAGUUCCACAUCAAACCUUCUUUCUCAUGGGAAAAUCCACAGUGGAGAGAGACCCUAUCAAUGCUCAGAUUGUGGGAAAUGUUUUGUAUGGAACCGAGACCUUCAAAAACACCAAACCGUCCACACCGGGGAGAAACCCCAUGCAUGUUCCUCCUGUGGAAAGAAGUUCAGGAGCAAAGCACAUGUGGUUAGACAUGAAAUAAUCCACCAAGACGAGAGGCCUUUCACGUGCUCAGAAUGUGGAAAAGGAUUCCGAUACAAAGAGCAUCUCGCUCUUCACAAGAGGAUUCAUACAGGAGAGAAACCCUACAAAUGCUCAGACUGUGGGAGGAGUUUCAGUUGUGGAGGGAAUUUUCGCAGACACAAGAAAACUCAUGGAGGAGAGAAAUUGCAUACGUGUUCAGAUUGUGGGAAAAGUUUCAGAAAUAAUUCAGACCUGAAAUUACACAGAAGAAUCCAUACUGGUGAGAAACCUCAUCGCUGUUCAUUCUGCAAUAAAAAUUUUCGCUGCAGCUCAACCCUUGUAAAACAUAAGAGAACCCACAGUGAAGAAAAACCAUAUAAAUGCCCAGAAUGUGGCAAAUGUUUAAGUCAAAAAACUUGCCUUGCUUCUCAUAUGAAACUGCAUAAACACCAGUGUUCAGAUUGUGGGAAAAUGUUCAGCCAACUUGCACGCCUCCAGCUGCAUAAAAGGAAACAUACAGGUGAAAAACCAUUUGAAUGCGUGCAUUGUUUAAAAAGUUUUGAUUGCAGGUCUUCACUGAUGAUUCAUGAGAGAAUCCAUACAGGAGAAAGACCCUAUGUAUGCUUAGUGUGUGGGAAACGCUUCGUACAGAAAUCCAAACUGGUUCGUCAUGAGAGAAUCCACACGGGGGAGAAACCAUUUCAGUGUUGGGCUUGUGGGAAAAGGUUUAACAACAGCUGUGGUCUUACGGCGCACAGAAAAAUUCAUGAGCGAGAGAAACUGUUUCGCUGUUCAAAUUGCAGAAGUUUUGUGCGGAGGUCUGACCUCCUUAAACACAAGAGAACCCACGAAGAGGGGAAAUCAUUUAAAUGUAUGGACUGUGGGAAGACCUUCAUUCAAAAAACACAGCUAACUAAACAUUGUAAAACCCAUACACAAAAGGUUGUCUAAGAGCAAGGGCAAUAUAAUACCUGAGCUUUCCAGUUCUUUGGAGACAAGUGGGACUAAUUGAACAAAGGGAAAUUAACCUGUUUAUUGCAUUUAUGCAGUUAAUUUCACCUGGUAUCCUACAUCUAUAGCCUAAACCCACUCCUCAACCUUCUACCAUCUUCCCUUCUUGCCAAGUGGUGCUCAGCUGUCUCUAGAAGGGGGCAAGUCUCCCCCCCGCCACAUACUGUCUUUCAGGAGAAUAAAAGUAAGCAAUAUAUAAUGAAGUAAUUUCUGUUUUAAAAUAUAUGCAAUAAAAUAAUUGCUGCUUGUACAGCUUUGAAGUGUGUGACGAGACGUAUCAGCUCUUCCUCCUUUGGAGAAGAAAAGAGUUAAAAUCAAACUUUGCAAGAGGUAAAGAAAAUAACAUUUUAUUCACUGUAAAUUUCAGUCAGUUAAUGCUGAGGCUGUGGGGAAAUGCUCAAUCCCACUGGUUUUUCGCCCUCAGUCCAGCAGCAUUUCUACUGUGAUGGGAAAACUCAGCUAGGAACACACCAACAAUUGGGGAAGAUCACAUAGUUGUUUUAUUAAAGCUAGAAAGCUACGGUGAGUUGCAGGUCUCCUGCGAAGAAUGAAAAGUGCCAGAGCGUGUUCAAUCAAAUUGUGGUUGUGGGGUUACAGAGAAUGACAAGGGUACAUCUGAUUUUUUUUUUUUUUGCGAUUGAUAAAGGGUACAGAUAGGGGCCUACCUAUGUGCAGAAGGAGAACACUUUGUAAUGCAGUGUGUUUAGCCUUUGAAAAAGCGUGAAUGCCAGUUUGAUGAACAAGAAUUAAGACACCCCCCAAAGUAUUAACACUCCUCAUAAGCUUGCCUACAGAAAUAAUAGAGAUGGUUUUAAUAGAAAUUAGAAGCACAGAGGCUUUCCAGAGUGUUGCAAAACUAAGCUUGCUAAAGGUAACCCCAAAUGUAUCAUGGGACAAGGCGAACAGCAGGAAACAAGAAACCGGCACUGUGGUUAGAAACGAUGCUGGAAGAGAACAGUUAUUACAAUAUGGUAUAUGCAGAUUAGCUUGGGCAUUAGAAGUGUUUAUGUAACCCUAAAUGUGUUAAAUGUUGCUGACCAUUGCAAGAUACUGUAUAAGAAAUAGCAGAAACUUCAGUUAGAGAUCCCCAUAAAGGGUGACCACAAGGAGUUAGGUUUGUGGUAAAUGUGCUAUAAAGACCACCGAACAACGAAGUGGAUACACGAGCUUUGAGAGAGAUCUCCUUGCGUCUUUUCUCUGAGCAGAAUAAAGUUUUGCUUCCA